GCCUGACGGUAACGUAAAUCGUCCAACAUGGAACUCGGGACUCAGAAACUUCUGACCAACAUCGGUCUCGGCUUCUGGUUUCUCAUCGCCGGUGUGGAGUAUGCUGUCAUCCUGCCCACAGCCUGGCUGUAUGUAGAGUCUCUUGGAGGUGACAAGUUCUUCUUCGGGAUGGUGUUCUCAUCUUUCAGCGUAGCCAGCCUGGUUUUUGGAAUCGUCUUCGGAAUCUGGGCUGACCAAGUUGGGAAGACCAAAUGGAUUGUAAUCUUCGCUAACAUGUGGGGAAUAGCAGGAAAUAUGCUGUAUUCUGUAGGGACCUCCAAGUACCUAAUCCUGGGGUCACGGCUGCUGUCAGGGGCAGGGGCAGGGGUGGGGUCAGCCAUCAUGGCUCAUCUAACCCACACCACCACCAACCAGGAGAGGACCAGGAUAUUCUCUUACUUCAUCGCUACACGGUUUAUUGGUAUCAUGGUCGGGCCAGGGUUCAACUUUGUUCUGAGGCUGUGUGAUUUCUACAUUGGUCCUAUCAAAAUAGAUGCAUACACAGCACCAGGGGUCUUCAUGGCUGCUUUGACCAUCUUACUGCAAAUAUACAUGGUCUUUUUCGUCCAUGACCUCCCCUACAUUGAUGACGAACCAGACAGUAAAAGUCCCUCCACUACAAGAGAAGAUGCACAAAGCUCUACAAUUGUGUCCUCCAAUAGCUUGCCCUCUGUGGCAGAUAAUUCUCAAGGAACAAGGGAGGAGAGUAAUCCAAGUCUUUCCCACAAUAGUACAUCAUAUGUACUUGAUGGAAGUAGUGAAAACAGCAGAAACUUGGCAACUAGUUCUAAUAACCAACAGUCAUAUGAAUCUUUUCAUACAUGUCGCUCUAACGUUCACUCUGUGACAGUGGAAAGUCUAGACUUUUACAAGACAGCUAGUGCUGAAAAUGUUCCCAAUGGGGAUGCUGAAGGACUUAUGAAUGGUACUCUAUCACAACCAAAUGGAGUAGUAAACAGUGAGCAUCAGGAUUGUGCAUCAGAGGUGGAGGAUGGCAUGACAGUGAGUGUCAGUGAUGGAGCUACACUGGAUAAGGCCCCAAACCAAGCACCUGAUCAACCAGACCAUCUAGACAAACCAUCCUAUUUUACAUUAUUAUCAGAUGUAUUGAGAGAAGAAACAGUUGUGUUAUUGGCUGUUCAAUUCUGCAUUGUAUUCAACCAGGUCACAAUUGAGGUGAUUGUGACACCAAUAACAGACAAAUUGUUCAGGUGGGGAGAGAAAGAAAAUAGCAUUUUCUACAUCUGUGCAGCUGCAGAGACGGUUGCCUGCUAUGUAGUCAUUGGAUGUAUCAGCAAAAAGCUCCAGGACCGUACCAUUAUCCUGGGAGGUCUGAUACUGUCAUGUCUUUCUCUGGCCUGGCUUGUUGCUUUCAUGACUAGCUUCACCUGUAAGUAGGCAUAUCCUAAUCUUAAUAUUUCCUAUAAGUUACAGCAUCCUAAUAUUAGAGUCUAUUCCAAGUCAUGGAGAAGGUUGACAUUGUCACCAUUUACAAAAUGUUUUCAAUUCUACAUCUUGAAGAUUAGAGAUACUUGGAAAUAUUUUGAAUGUUAUUUCAACUUUCUUAAUAUUUCCCUGGUUAUGUAACUUUGGAAAUAUUCAUGAUGUGGAAUAGGAUACUUCCAAUGGUCUCACAGGAUUUUACCACAUUCUACCAUUUUUUGUAACAUUUUGUACA
Branchiostoma floridae (Florida lancelet) is the source of this 1717-nucleotide messenger RNA. RefSeq lists its product as uncharacterized. Bases 28 to 1437 code for a protein of 469 amino acids. Gene Ontology annotation, molecular function: transmembrane transporter activity. NCBI's taxonomy places the organism in Eukaryota, Metazoa, Chordata, Leptocardii, Amphioxiformes, Branchiostomatidae. The transcript has 9 exons. The record is from RefSeq and is a predicted model, not a curated record. Gene Ontology annotation, biological process: transmembrane transport.